CUCCCUUUUGGAAAUGUAUCACAAUUAGGCCCCAAACUUCUAAGCACCAUUUCAAAGCAAUUUAGCAUAAACAAAGGUGGUUAUUUCAGUACAGUGUGGUUGUCGACUUGUCGUAAGCAUCACCUCUCCUCCAUGCUCGGCGUCGCCGGCGGCUGACACUUUUCUCUCUCUUCAAUCGUCCUUUCUUUCCGCAUUUCUCAAGGUUUAUACUAGGGGGCCUCAAGCGCGUAGCGGUUCUCUCGAACCAACCUUCUGUCCGGGUAUUAGAGAGCAAUCAUAGGGAAAUGGGUUCCAUAGUUGCUGAUAAGAGGGCAUCGGAAAACGGGGAUUGUUCUUUGCUAGUCUCCCCACCAAGAUAUACACGGCGGAAAGUCUCUGCAAUCCGUGAUUUUCCUGAUGGAUGUGGGCCAAAUGCUGCAGGAAUUAGCCUUCAACUGAAGGAAGUGGGAAGUAGUGGGAAAAAAGAGUGUGGUGCUUUAAUAAAUGUAGAUUUUAGUAGGGAAAAGGGUAGCGAUGUUUGUGGAGUGAUGGAAAACUUACUUCCAGAAGAAAAAGUUGAGUCACGAAGUCAUGAUGUUCCAUCGUGCUCAAAUGGGAAUGAACAAGAGAAAUCUAAUUUGAAUAAAUGUGAUGAGGUAGAACAGGAAAAUGAAGAGAAUUUGAAUCUGCCAGAGGAUAAUCCUAAAUCAUUUGAAGUCUUGUCAAACAUUGAUGAGGAUUCUAAGUCAGAAAAAGAAAUUCGUGAUACGUUACCUGAGUUAAUUGAACGGAUCGUAGAGUCGCCCAGUGCAAGAAAGGAUAUUGGCAAUCUUGAUCUUGCUAUUGAUGACAAAGCGUUGUUGGAUAAGGGAACUAGUGUACAACAUUGUUCAUUACCACAUUAUCCUGUCCCUCCAAAUCUUGUUUGGAAGGAACCUAAAUAUCCUCCUCGAAGAAAAGUUUCUGCUGUUCGUGAUUUCCCUGUCGGCUGUGGGCAUAUUGUGCCAAAGCUCUGUGAUACUAAAGACCAACAUUUUGAUCAAAGGGAGCCAGAUUCCAAAAUGGAGAAAGCUAUUGUACUAUAUAAUGCAAAUCUAGUUGGAGUAGAGCAUGAAGCUGACAAUGUCGUCAAGGACAAGGAACAAGGUCUUGCUACUGUAAAAGGUGGGAAUACAAUUGUACAUCAUUGUGAUUCUGAUAGAACUCCUUUGUUCAGAAAAUCUUAUGAGACAAGGGGACAAGAGGAAAUUUCUGAAGAUAAAAAUGGUGAGCAAUUUGAAAAAGAGAUUGAACUACCAGAAUUUUAUGGAAAAUGUGAGAGAGAUACAGGAAAUUUACCUGAUGGACUAGAAAAAGAGAUAAUGGUUUAUUUUAAGGAUAAAAACAAGAAGAGAAAGUCAAUUGGUGCUCCCUGUAAAAAUGUAGGAGCAGGAAGUGGGUCGAAGCUGGUUAUCGUACAAGGUCUUAUGACUGCAGACCACUGCCCAUGGAGGGUGGGGAAAGGAGUAGUUAAAUCAACACCAACUGUGGCUAAGAAAAAAAAAGGGAAGUGUGACAUUUCUAGCCAAGGUACACGCAAGGGAUCACCCAAUAAAAACAAAUUGGAUAGCAAGGUCUUGGCAGAAAGAGGUAUGAUGGUGAUACCUUAUCACGAGGAGGGCAUAGAUGAGAUUUCUAGGCCACUGGAUGUCAUAAAUGAUAGCGACUCUUCUGAGAAUGAUGAACUUGACGAUUAUCAGCUGCUUCCAAGAGAUGAUGUAGAUGUCAAUCUUACCCCUCGUGUUUCUAGCUCUUCAAGUGAGAGAGGUAUGCGUGCUAAGGUACGUGAUACAUUGCGCAUAUUCCAGGCUGUUCAUAGAAAGUAUUUGCAAGAAGAAGAAACAAAGUCGAAGGAUCAAGAGAACGCCAGUAAGAGGGCUGAUAUACGUGCUGCAAGGACGCUCAAGGAGGCUGGAAAAUAUAUCAACACAGUGAAAGGAAUAGGGCCUGUUCCUGGAGUAGAAGUAGGUGAUAUAUUUAACUACCGCAUAGAACUCGCUAUAAUUGGGCUUCAUACACCCCUGCAAGGUGGUAUAGAUACAAUCAAGGUCAAUAAACAACCGAUUGCGAUCAGUAUUGUGGCUUCUGGAGGUUAUGCUAAUGAUGUGGAUAAUCCCAAUGUACUGAUUUAUACUGGUCAGGGAGGAAACGGUACAGGUGGAGAUAAGCAGCCUGAAGAUCAGAAACUUGAACGAGGAAAUUUAGGGCUGAAGAAUUGCAUAGAUAAAAAGACUCUGGUUAGGGUUAUUCGAGGGUUUAAAGAGACAAAGGCUGUGGAGAGUUCUGAUGGAAGACCAAAUAAUGGAAGAUCAAAAACAAUUGCAACGUACACUUAUGAUGGGCUAUACACUGUUGAAAAAUACUGGCACGAUCUUGGUUCCCAUGGAAAGUUGGUCUUCAAAUUCGAGCUGAGAAGGGUUCCAGGUCAGCCAGAGCUUGCUUGGAAGGAAAUGAAGCAGUCCAAGAAAUUUAAAGCACGUGAGGGUCGUUGUAUAGCUGAUAUUUCUGAUGGAAAAGAGGAUGUCCCAAUAGGUGCAGUCAAUACCAUUGAUGAUGAGAAACCACCACCAUUUACAUAUAUUACGAGCAUGAUGUACCCUGAUUGGUGCCGGCCUAUACCCCCUAAGGGCUGUGAUUGUAAGAAUGGAUGUUCAGAUUCAGAGCACUGUGCUUGUGCCCUUAAGAAUGGAGGGGACAUACCAUACAAUUACAGUGGAGCUAUUGUUCAAGCCAAGUCCCUUGUAUAUGAAUGUGGGCCGUUGUGCAAGUGCCCUCCAUCUUGUCACAAUAGAGUCAGCCAACAUGGUAUCAAACUUCCUCUUGAGGUCUUCAAGACUGACUCUAGGGGGUGGGGUGUAAGAUGUCUAUCUGCAAUUCCAUCAGGUAGCUUCAUAUGUGAAUAUAUAGGGGAAUUGCUUGAUGACAAGGAAGCUGACCAAAGAACUAGCAAUGAUGAAUAUCUAUUUGAUAUUGGGCAAAACUAUAAUGAUUCUACUCUUUGGGAAGGACUUUCAGAUCUCUUGCCCGAUAAGCCAUCAAGUAGUGUUGAUGUGAUAGAAAAUGUCGGUUUUACCAUUGAUGCGGUGAGUUAUGGGAACGUUGGGAGGUUUAUCAAUCAUAGUUGUACUCCUAACCUAUAUGCACAGAAUGUCCUUUACGACCACGAGGACAAGAGAAUUCCCCACAUAAUGCUGUUUGCAGCAGAAAACAUUCCUCCUCUACAAGAGCUUGCUUACCAUUACAAUUAUAUUAUAGAUCAGGUUUUGGACUCCGAAGGAAAUAUUAAGAAAAAGAGUUGCUACUGUGGCUCAAUGGAGUGCAGUGGUCGGAUGUAUUGAUGAACUCCUUCAACUUGCCUUGACACUGUAAAAAUUGAACAUAUAGACUUCUAUCGUCGACGUUGGAUCCCUUUUAGGCUGCAAUUUUCAGUCAUAGCAGCGUUGUCGUAGGUUUUUGUAUUUUUCUUUUACAGCAGCAAGAACAAAGAAUUACGCAUGUUUUACUUCUUGCUGAAAGAAACAGAAUUUAGCUUCUUCCUAGGGCCGUUAACUGGUUUUGGAUUCAAUUUACGCUUUUCUCUGUGUACUGCUGUAGUUUUGCACUACACUUGCAAUUUUGUAACUUUACUGAUACAAAAUCAGCUUUAGGAAAGAAAACACACACACAAUUCCUGGUGCGGUAUGGCGGUAUGGCUAAGUGGCUAACAUCAGUCAAGCUAAAAUCAAAGGCGUAAGCAACUGCAGAUGCCAAUUAGUAAUUGUACUAGUUCGGAACCAAGUCCAAACAACAAAUCCAAGGUAGUUGGGUGUGUUUAGCAGUUAUCCGCAGAGAAGUGCAGAUGGCUCAGUGUGAGGCAGAAUGUACACGAGCUAGGCAGAGAAGCAUAAGCGACAUUUCAUGUAAUCUAAGACUAUGCUGGAAAAUCCACAACAUGACAUUGAAAGUCUGGAAUUGAGGACAAACUCAGCAGUGCUUCUGUAGGGUAUAUACUGAGCAAAUGUGUUAAAAAUUUAAAAUAGUCUCGAAUACAAAUUUCUUUAAGCAUGCAUGUUUUGUUUGUCAAUGUGUGAUUUCAUACAUCAAUAUUUUCAUUAUACAAUUUUUUAUUGGGAAAAUAUAUAAAAUUUGUACUUUGGAAGAUAAGGAGAUUAAAUUAAUUAAAAUAAAAUUAAACUAAAUCACAUGAAUAAAAAGUUAAAUAAAAAUUGUCACAUGUAGAAUGUUAAUAAUAACAUUUUUGAAAUGAGAAAUUCUCUUUGGUAACAUUGUAGACUUAAAUU
Chenopodium quinoa (quinoa) is the source of this 4298-nucleotide messenger RNA. RefSeq names its product histone-lysine N-methyltransferase, H3 lysine-9 specific SUVH6-like. Bases 285 to 3356 code for a protein of 1023 amino acids. Lineage: Eukaryota; Viridiplantae; Streptophyta; Magnoliopsida; Caryophyllales; Amaranthaceae. The transcript has 3 exons. The record is from RefSeq and is a predicted model, not a curated record. Gene Ontology annotation, molecular function: histone methyltransferase activity; protein binding; zinc ion binding. Gene Ontology annotation, cellular component: nucleus.